UUUUCUGCUUUGCAUGCUGGGAUGACAGUCUCACCCUAGCAACACAAAGCAAAAACAUAAACGAUGAGAACUCUACAUUUAGCUAACAAAUCCAGUCGUUCUGAUGAAAUUACUGUGAAAGAACAUUUUAUAUGAGUUUUCCAUUAUUUCCGAAAUGGAAAAAUUGCAAGCAGAAGAUGCACGGUAUUUGAAAAGGAAAGUGAAAGGGGGGAGUUUGGAUGUCCACCCGACAGAGAAAGCCCUCAUCGUUCAGUAUGAGUUGGAGGCAACUAUCCUCGGUGAGAUGGGAGACCCGAUGGUUGGGGAACGCAAGGAGUGUCAGAAAAUCAUCCGCCUAAAAAGCUUGAACGCCAACACAGACAUUGCCACCCUAGCUCGGAAGGUGGUGGAAGAAUGCAGGCUCAUUCAUCCAUCUAAACUACCCGAGGUGGAGCAAUUGCUCUUCUACCUGCUGAACCGCAAGAAGUCAGAUCUAGCCACGCCCCCUGUCACUCAAGGAGCGCAUUUGAUGUUCCUCAACCAGGAUACACUUGCCUUCAGUCUGCAUGGUCAAUGCAGCACAUGCAACAAUGUUGAUGACAAUAAUGCUGUUUUAAUAUAAAUCCACUAGCGUUCUAUAAUGACACUAUUAGUUUUUGUUUCUUACAUCAGCAAACAGCUAGCUUGCAAGUUACCCUAAAUCUUGAGACGCUAGUUGUUAGCCGCUAAUGCUAAUAGCAUUAUGUACUGAGUAAGAGCAAACAUAGCCAGCUAAUACAGCCUGAUAAUACCAGUGAUGGUGUAGACCAAAAUCAGCAUGUUGUUUGAGCAACAGUAUCUUCUAAAUCAAAGAGGAAUAUGCAAAGCAAGAAUGUUAGCUACAUGAACUAGCUAAGAGAGAACAUGCAAAGUAACCCAAGCUUAUAGGGUCCCCUAGGAAACACUUAUCAACACUUUAGUUCCUACCCUGUCACAAUAACUCCUCCCUGGCAUUUUAAUUUGUUGUCAUCUCAAACUACACUGUAUUCAAAAUGCCCACUAUUAUAUUCUAACUGUAGAAUUACAGUUACAGAAUCCAUGAUUCCAACAGUUUUGCUCUUAUUCGCAAGUCAAAUUGCAAUUGCAACAUUUGGUUAAAAAUAAGUCCUAGAUUAUUUGCCCAUAUCGUGCAGCCCUACGUGGCAGUGUGGAAAUGAUCUCAAUUGAACAGUGGUGUAAAGUACUUAAGUAAAAAUACUUUCAAGUGCUACUUAUGUCAAAAGAAAAUUGUAUCUGUACUUUACUAUUUUUUAUUUUUGACUACUUUUACUUCACUACAUUCCAAAAGAAAAUACUGUACUUUUUACAACACAUUUUUCCUGACACCUAAAAAUACUUGUUACAUAAUGAAUUUUUUGCAGGACAGGAAAAUGGUCCAUUUCACGCACCUGUCAAGAGAACAUCACUGACAAACGAGAGAAACACUCGCCGAGAGACCUCGCACCAUUUGAGGGGAUGGAGCUGGAUGAGGAGGCCAACAUCAACAGGAUAGAUCACUAUGUGGAGCUGCUGUAUGAGGACAUCCCAGAGAAGGUCAGGGGUGCCACCCUCAUCCUCCAUCUCGCCCGCAACCCAGACAACCUGGAGGAGCUCUUGCAGAAUGAGACGGCCCUGGGAGCCCUGGCCAGAGUUCUGCGGGAGGACUGGAAACAGAGCGUUGACCUGGCAACCACCAUUAUCUACGUCUUCUUUUGCUUCUCCAGUUUCUCCCAGUUCCAUGGGCAGGUGACUCACUAUAAGAUCGGAGCCCUCUGUAUGAACAUAAUUGAACACGAGCUGAAGAGGUACGACCUCUGGCAGGACGAACUGCAGAAGAAAGCGGCAGCCUGUGACAAUGACCAUAAGAACCAGAAUGUGAAGAAGGAGCAUGAGAAAGCCUUCAAGAAGUACCAAGGUCUACUGAUCAAGCAGGAGCAGCUUCUACAAGUGGCUCUGCACCUGUUGUUGAACCUUGCUGAGGACACGCGCACGGAGCUGAAGAUGAGGAACAAGAACAUCGUCCACACCCUGGUGAAGACCCUGGACCGGGAAGACGAGGAGCUGCUGGUGCUGGUGGUCUCCUUCCUCAAGAAGCUCAGUAUCUUCCUGGAGAAUAAGAAUGACAUGGCAGAGACAUAUGCUGUGGAGAAACUGGCCAGGCUGCUGCCCUGUAAGCAUGAAGACCUACUGAACACUACGCUGCGCCUGCUCCUCAACCUCUCCUUUGACACAGGCCUUCGCAGCCAGAUGGUCCAGGCUGGACUCAUCCCCAAACUCUCCGCACUGCUAGCUGACGAGAGCCAGAGACAGCUGUGUAUGUGCAUUCUGUACCACAUCAGUGUGGACGACAGAUUCAAGUCCAUGUUUGCCUACACGGACUGCAUACCACAGUUGAUGAAGAUGCUGUUUGAUUGUGGUGAGAGCCCCAUGGACCCUGAGCUCAUCUCCUUCUGCAUCAACCUGGCUGCCAACAAGAGGAAUGCACAGGUCAUCUGUGAAGGUAAUGGUCUGAAGAUGCUGAUGAAGAGGGGUCUGAAGCUAAAGGAUGUUCUGACCAUGAAGAUGAUCAGGAACGUGUCUCAACACGACGGACCCACCAAGAACCUCUUCAUAGACUACGUAGGUGACUUGGCUGCUCAGACGGGAGUGCAGGAGAGGGAAGAGUAUGUGAUUGAGUGUCUGGGGACCUUGGCUAACCUCACCAUCCCUGACCUGGACUGGGAACUGGUGCUGAAGGAGUACAACCUGGUGCCCUUCCUCAAAAACCACCUCAAACCAGGCUCGGCAGAGGAUGACCUGAUCCUAGAGGUGGUAAUCAUGAUAGGGACGGUGUCCAUGGACGACUCCUGUGCUGCCAUGAUGGCCAAGUCUGGCAUCAUCUCUGCCCUCAUCGAGCUGCUCAACUCCCAACAGGAGGACGAUGAGUUUGUGUGUCAGAUCGUCUAUGUGUUCUACCAGAUGGUGUUCCACCAAGCCACCAGGGAUGUCAUCAUUAAGGACACACAGGCUCCCGCCUACCUCAUUGACCUGAUGCACGACAAGAACGCAGAGAUACGCAAAGUCUGUGACAACACACUGGACAUCAUCGCUGAGUAUGAUGAAGAGUGGGGGAGGAAGAUCCAGAGUGAGAAGUUCCGCUGGCACAACUCCCAGUGGUUAGAGAUGGUGGACAACAGAGCCAUGGGAGACGACGGAGAACCAUUCAUGUACGGAGACGACGGGGAACCUUUCAUGCACAACGGAGACAUUCUGGAGAGACCCGACCUCUUCUACAGUGCAGGUACUGAGGGAAGCAGAAACACUCAGCAGCGACUCAACCUCUUCUACAGUGCAGAUGGGAUCAUCCCAGCAGACAGUACCAUCAGCCCAGAGUUCUUCAUAGGCUACCAGAAUGGAGACAUGGGCCAGGCUGGAGGCUUCCCAGGCAGUAUGAAUAUCGAUGUGUUUAGACAGUCGACGGUGACCUCUGGACAGCGCCCCGCCACAGCUUCCGGCUUCCGGCCAGAGCAGUUCUUCUACAGCUAGGCUGGAAUCGGCCUCCAGAUCAAAUUGGGUUCAAUACACCGCACAGACUGACAACAGCUAUCCUCCGUGUAGCUCGCUACGCUAUGCUGUGUAGUGAUGAGCGUAUCAACACUACUACUGUGUGUUUAACAGCUAGUCGCUUCAAGUGCUCUAUUCCAAACUCUAGCAGUGAUGAUGUUGCUGUUUUAUUGAAUGCUAACAUUACAUCUUAAGCUACCCAAACGCUUUUCUGGAAAACAAAUAUUUUUCUAGUUAAGGUCAUAAAAAAUGUCAAUUUGUUUUGAGCUUUAAUUGGAAUAUAUUUGCAUAUAUCUCAAUGUGUUCACUAUAAGUAUGUACCAUAAUACAAGAACACAUACUUAAGACUAAAGUUAACUUAUACAGGAUGAGCGCUGCUUUGUUUCCAUAGGAUGUUUUCCACACAUGACAUUUCCGAAGUAGAGGUGGUUGGUUGGUGUGAGUCUUAUUCUAAUAGUCCAGUGACUGUGACGGUCCUUUUUAUAGGUGACCUCAUUCAUGAGACUGACAGUUUUACUUUGCCUUUGUACAAACAUUCAGUAAUUAUGUUUAAUUAACUGUUUUCUUUUAUAUAAAUUAACAAUUUGUUGUGUUGUCUCUUCAUUGUGCCUGGUGCUCGUCAGAACACAUUUUUCUGUGGUGCAAUAUUUAAAAUAAAAGUGUUGAAAACGGA
Oncorhynchus kisutch (coho salmon) is the source of this 4213-nucleotide messenger RNA. Its product is annotated as kinesin-associated protein 3. Gene Ontology annotation, molecular function: kinesin binding. NCBI's taxonomy places the organism in Eukaryota, Metazoa, Chordata, Actinopteri, Salmoniformes, Salmonidae. The transcript is spliced from 21 exons. Gene Ontology annotation, cellular component: axoneme; ciliary transition zone; kinesin II complex. Bases 1474 to 3522 code for a protein of 682 amino acids. The record is from RefSeq and is a predicted model, not a curated record. Gene Ontology annotation, biological process: microtubule-based movement; cilium organization.